Messenger RNA from Paramecium octaurelia, 741 nucleotides. Lineage: Eukaryota; Ciliophora; Oligohymenophorea; Peniculida; Parameciidae. The record is from the annotation of a GenBank genome assembly.
AUGCUGCUAUGCCGGUAAAAUGCUUUUGGAAUUCAGCUGUAAUUGGCCCUUAAACCUCUUGUCAAACAUUAUCAGGUCCUAAUUAUAGUUCGUUAUUAGGAUUAGGACUGGAUCACUGAAUGUUAAGACUAUAGCACAGAUUGUACAUUGGUUUUUGAUGGAUCCAAAUGCUAAGACCUCAAAUUAACUUGUAAAUAAUAUGCAGGUUCAACCUUAAAUUGUACAAGAACUGCUACUUCAAAAUGUUAUUUAAAAGGUUCUAUUUGUAUGACAAUAUUAAAUGUUGUAUCUGAUUGUGCUAAAAUAACUGGUACAGCUGGAACAAUAACCUAUAGUCUUAUAACAGAGGAUGCAGUGCCAAUCAAGCAAGAAGUGGCUGUGUAUAAUAAUAUGCUCAGUGUUCAGGAUACACAGCACUGGCUUCAGAUAAUGUUAAAUGCAAAACAAAGGUUUGAGAAGAUUUUACCUUUUCCACAGAUGCUUUAUGUAAACAAGCUAAUGAUUAAUACACAACAAAUGGAAUAAAUUGUGUCAAAAGAGGAAUAUGCAUCUAAGCUUUAAGUCAAGCUGAAUCUAUUUUAUCUGCAACAGGUUAGUAAUGUGAAUGAAUACUAGUUGUUUUUAAUGGAUCAAAUGUAGUAACUUCUCCUACUUAUUGUAAUUUUACAAUUUGAGAGUAUUACAAGCGAAUUUGCAUGUGCUGAUUAUUUUACAAAUCGUACAACAAAUAUUGGUGGAUGA